Tigriopus californicus is the source of this 4155-nucleotide messenger RNA. Its product is annotated as solute carrier family 45 member 3-like. The record is from RefSeq and is a predicted model, not a curated record. Bases 2074 to 3870 code for a protein of 598 amino acids. The transcript is spliced from 5 exons. NCBI's taxonomy places the organism in Eukaryota, Metazoa, Arthropoda, Copepoda, Harpacticoida, Harpacticidae. Gene Ontology annotation, molecular function: sucrose:proton symporter activity. Gene Ontology annotation, cellular component: membrane.
AAGGCUUUAUUGAUCCGGGCGCAUUUUUCAAGUCAGACUUGGACAAGUUCUUGACUAAAAUUCCUGAUCAGCCAUAUUCGGACAUUUAGGCAAGCGCAGGUAUCAGCAAACAAACUUGCCUGCCAAUGCUAGUGAUGCAUAAUUGGCGUUUCAAACUAGUCUUAAACGAAGCUGACCUUUCCUCAUAUAGAAAUGUGAAUGAAGGGCUAGCUUCUCGAAAACGUGUUUGAAGCUCCAAACUCGCAUCGCUUACCAGGGUGACCAACUGUGGUCGGUUCUGACCAACUUGGUCGGUUUUGAAUUGCAUUGGUCGGCAAAAAUUCGUCGUGGUCGGUGGUCGGAAGCGUGGUCGUUUUCUCAGGGUGGUCAGUCUCUAAUAGGAUGUAUAUUUCUCAAACAAAAGCUCAUUUCAACUUUACAAAUUUUGAAUAUACUCCCUUUUUUAAAAUAAGUUUGUUUUGGGUUUGGCUUUUUUCUCGCCCUGAACAAUCCAAUCUCUUUCCCUUCUGCCAUUCACCAUCGAGAAAAUGAAAGUGUCUCCUCCUAAGGUCAGCGUCCCCGUUCUUCAGUCAAGAUAUUGUUAGUCUAACCAUUUUGGAGGGGCAACUGCGACAGAUCCCAAGCUCGAUCCAUGAUGAUGACACGAGUUCAUUCUGGAUCAGAAUGAGGUAUCUUGAAGUGGCUGGUAAAAGGAAGACGUUAGAACUUGCAGAUGGAGUGACGAAAAUGUUGAGCCUUCCAAUGAGCAAUUCAGGUCCAGAACCCACUUUCUCUGCCACAAUAAAUUACAAGUCUGAUGGCCGCUCCCGGAUGAACAUUAAGCUCCUUGAAAACAUUUUAUUUUGUAAAUUUGGGAUUCAGUGGAUGGAUUCCAGCAUUUCGUUUUAUAUUCCCCCAAUAGAACUCAUUUGUAAAGCUCUGGAGUUUUCAAGAAAAGGUUAUCAUUAAAAAAGAUGUUCCUUGUGGUAUUUAAAAUGUAUACCUAACUUUCCGGUGGUCUGCAAAGUGGUCGGUAGAAUUUUUUUAGUUCAGAAAGUGGUCGGAAAGUGGUCGUUUUGGCCUGGUUUUGUGGUCGUCGGCCAGAAUUUUCGUUGGUCACCCUGUCGCUGGCACUGGUACCAGCAAACAAACGAACCUGCCAGAGCUGGCUUAAACGUCCCCAUAUUCAAGGUCUAGCCAGAUCCGGAAUUCAAUAAGUCAGGACCUUUCACCCCUGGCUGAUGAACGCAACAGCUUGGUUACUCGCAACCCUGCGUAGGACGAUAAUGCCGACGUCACCCGAGAAUUGUUUAACAUAUUGCAGAAAAUUGGAAUUGUUUCCAACUGAAAUAUGUGACAUUGUGCUCGGGAAUACGUCAUGUGCAAGCCGUACAUGUGUCAAAACAGGGGUCGUCUGAAUGCAUCAAAAGCAAACAAACAGCAUCAAUGCUCAUCAGUGUACCAUGUUGGCAGGAAAACUUUUAUUGAGGAACGACAAACGCCCUCCUCUUUUUGCACCAUUAUAGCGCUCUUCCUGGGCCAUCAGAGCAUCACGAGUCCACCAUUGGUUAAAUUCAUAUUUAUUGGAAAUACCAUCGUUUAUGUUUUUGUAAGGCCAAAAACUGGACUCCUGAUGCAACCUCUGCAAGCGCUCAUUGUACGUAGGACGUUCCCCCUAGUCAUUUCCCAAUAAAAUGCUCUGAUAUUUUUUAACAUUACUUUAAUUCGUGUACGUUUAAUUCGUACCGUUAUUACGAAUAUUAUUAUUUUAAGUCAGCUUACAGAACCUAACGUUCCAACCGUUUUGGAUUCGAUCGAAGUAAAAAGUAUGCAAAAGAAAGAAAGUGUGAAAGCAAAUUGUAUAAAAUAAGAUGGAUCUUUGCGAGGCGUAAAAUGUGACAUGUUGCGCACAAUAAAUAAAUUCAAACAUUAUUAACAUGUCAAGGCUAAUGUUUUCCCUCAUAAACUGUUAACAAAUCACUUCAAAUUACUUUCAUGAAGCAACAAUUGUACUGUAUAUCGUUUUUUCCCUUAACCAAACUUUCCAACAGUUGUGGACAAGUUUCCUAUUUAAGCGUUUUGUACAGGUUUUGAAUGGGUCCCACUUUCCGUCAAAGAGUGACAAGUGAUAGUUAUGACAUUCAGAGUUCAUUGCUUUCACUUCUUUUCUCUUCAAGAAACUUCAAAGCCUAUUUAAUGUUUGAAGACAAAGACCAUUUGAAGAUCCUUCUAUCGAACGAAAUCCUACCCAGGAAGGUCGUCGCAAGUCAGACCAGUUGGAUCAAAUUGAUCGGAAUCAAUGCUCUGGUCGCAGGAUUGGAAAUCGCCUCAUCCCUGGCCUUCACCUUUAUUCCGCCAUUGCUCCUCAAAAUCGGUUAUGGCGAGACGCAAAUGUCCAUCAUCUUCGGCAUUGCUCCGCUUCUGGCUUUGCUCACCGUUCCUUCACUCGGAAAAUUCUCUGAUACUUGCCAAUCCAGUUGGGGGCGAAGAAGACCAUUGAUUUGUGCCAUGUCCACUCUUCUAGUGGUUGGUCUAAUUUCGCUGGCAAUCGCUCAAUCUUUGCUCUUCCAAUCAACAACAAAGCUUUUGGGGAUGAUAGUGGUCGCCAUGAGCGUGGUCGUUGUGGAUUACGCCUCUCAGGCCGCCAUCAACCCUUGCGAAUCCCUCAUGGCUGACUACCUACACUCAUCAAAUGAUCCAGACAAAGGUUACCUCGUGUACAGUAGCAUGCUGAGUCUGGGCUCGUGCAUCGGUUACCUCCUGUCGGCCUUGAACUGGGAGGAAAUCGGCCAUUUCGUGGGCACGGUGGAGCAGACAGCCAUCGUGGUGGUGUUAGUGCUCUUCCUCAUUUGCUUUGGUGUAACCAUGGUAGUGGCCCGAGAGCAGCCUUAUGUGCCCGUGAAAGGCAUGGACUUGCUUAGCUAUUCAGUGAUCUCAGAUUCGCUCUCGGAUAACGGGUACAGCUCGGGAGACGAGGACAACGUGAAUUUCAUUAUGGUACAGUCGCCUAUGGGUGUCACGGUCAACUUUGAGGAUGCGGCACUCUUCUCGGGAGAGGACUUCGGACCCAAGGACUCGGGCUCGUCACGGCUUUGCACUCUGUGUGUCAUUUUGCACUCGCAUUUGUGUCGGUUCGGUUUCUGGAUUUGCCUUCCCCGUUCGCUUGGGCACCUAUUAAAACGCGUCACAGACUGGCCUUUGAAGGUGAUUGGCAUGAUUCGAUCAUCUCCUGGCAUUCUUCAACAAAUCUUCUGGACAGAUUUGUUUUCGUGGAUGGCCGUCAUGUCUCAUGUCAUGUUCUGUACCGAUUUCGUGGCUACAGUCGUUUUUGGCGGCCGAGCAAAUGCAGAAUUGGGCACAAUAGAAGCCAGACGUUUCGAUGAAGGCGUCCGGGUUGGUUCGUUGGGGCUCCUGUUACAUAGCAUAACUGCGUUUCUUUUUGCCGUUUUCUUGCAAAAUCAGCUCACCGCCGUGAUUGGCCUUCGAAACACGUACAUUUUUGGCCUUUUGAGCUUUGCAUUCGCCAUGCUCUUCACCGUACUCUUCCCAAAUGUGACCGUGUUGAACGUUUGCGCCGCCAUCUCCGGCAUUGGCUUCACGGUCAUCACUUCAGUGCCAAAUACCCUCAUCACGUUCUACCAUGCUCAAGCCAAUGUCUACUUCAAAGCUCGCAGUGAUGGGGGCGGUUACGGGCAAGACAUUGCCAUUUUGGACACGGCUUACUACAUGUCCCAAAUCAUCUUGUCCUUGGUGAUGGGACAACUAGUCGAGAUGUCCGGACUGCCCCAUCUUUACAUUAUAAUGGCCUCUAUUUGCGGAUUUGUCGCUGCCUAUAGUGCUACCAAAGUUGUUUUCUGCCCCAGUGAUAUGCAUAAGUUCAAUGUUAAAUGAGAAUGUGAUAGGUGAACGAAACCUUGGAGAGGUGCCAUAAUAUUAUUCACGUGGCGAACUUCUCCUCAAGCAAUAUUUUGAUGUACGUAACUACAUCUGUGACUAUAUACGAUGCAUUAAGAUCUAUAUCUUGUGUACUAAUAAUAUAGACAUAUUAAGAUACGAUUCAAUACCAGAAAGACCAAAUUUAUUCAGCUUCUUUGACGCAAGGUCAUCAAAUAAGCAUUGUGUGGAUCCAACCUCGGGUAAUAGUGUGGAAUAUCUUUGUCAAUUUUGAAUUUUUUA